Molecule: messenger RNA, 696 nt
Organism: Lachancea meyersii CBS 8951
Lineage: Eukaryota; Fungi; Ascomycota; Saccharomycetes; Saccharomycetales; Saccharomycetaceae
Source: the annotation of a GenBank genome assembly
AUGGUGUGCGACACCUUGGUCUAUCAUCCCUCUAUCACCAGGCUUGUGAGCCUUUUGGACACCAGUGCUGGCAGAGAGAAGGUGCUGCGUUUGUUGCAGUAUCUGUGCCGAUUUUUGGGAUACCAAUACUCGUCAAUCCUGGCCAAAAAGCUUCAGAUGGAGUUCACGACAGUGCGAAAGAUACUACGGUUCCUAAAACCCCUGAACCAUCUCCAAUUGGCGUCCAAAUUCUACGACAACAAGAUCUCCAACGACAACGUGGUACGCUGGUGCAACGUGCUCAAGAACCUGGCGUACGCAGGAUAUCUGGGCCUGGACCAGAUCAACUUGCUGCGCAUCCUGAAACUGUUGCCCGUGACUAAAGUCACCGGGGUCCAGGUACCACGCUGGGCCAAUUGGUGCUGGUUUGCCGGACUGGUCAGCGGCCUUGUUUUGGACUUGCGAAAGCUACAAGUAUCGCAGGACCGCAUCAAACUUCUGAUCACUGACCACGAAGAGAAGGAAUCCGCCGCUGUGCAGCUCGCCAAGCUUUAUGAGGAGCGCGCCGCGGCGCUCAAGAGACUACUCUGGGAUAGUCUCGAUACCUUUAUCGUGUUGAACAAUUUGCAGUUCUUGAAGUCGCCUGACGGGUCGAUCGGCUUGGCCGGAGUUGCGACCUCUCUGUUCGGACUACAAGGUCUAUGGGAGGCCGCCUGA